AUGAAUCAAUCAACACACAGUAAAAAAGAAGCAGAUAAACAAUUAAAAUUCACAGAAAUAGUACAAAGAAAUAACAAGCAAGCAAAGUACUAUGAAGAUUUAACACUUAAUUUACAAACAAUCCUACAAGAAGGAAAAGAAAAUCAACAACAGUCAUACCAAGACUUAAUUGAUAAAAUAUCUGAAAAAGAUAAAUCAAAGAAAGAACACAAAAUACAUCUUAUAACAGAGAUAAAAGAAAGUUCUGAAAAUAGGAAAGAACAAAUUAUAGAAUUGAAAUUAAUGAACUCUACCAAGAAAACAUUUGAAGAAUCAAUUGACGAACUAAAAGAAACAGUUUUAGAUCAAUUAAAGAAAAAAGAAUUCUUUGAAGAAAGUAUAACAUUUGAUAGAAAUCACUUAAUAGCUAAAGAACAUACCUGGAGAGAGUGGAACAUAAUAUAUAUUCGAAACCUAAUCAAUCAAAGAAGAUCAAUUAAUACUAUAACUAAAGAAGACCAAUACAACUAUUAUACUGAAGCUAUAAAACUUAAGUGGACUAUAGGAUAUCAAGAUACUACAGAUCAAAUAGUAAGACAAGUCUCAGAAGCAAAGACAUAUCACGAUUGGUCAAAGAUAAUUAAAGACAAAUUAAUUGAUAAUUACGAUUAUAUUCCAACAGAAUAUAAGAAAGGGAAAAGAAAACCUAAGGAAAGAAGAUUUGAAAAGUGUAAAUUGUGCAGAAGACCACAAUUCUUAGAUCAUGAAAACACUUGUAGAAAGUGUAGGGUAAAGAAAACCCAAGAAGAAUGUAUCAACUGUGCAGGAGAAGGAUUAACCUGUGCACCAGCAGAAAAACAAGAUUAUACAUCUUUAAGAAAAAGCUGUGAUAAUUGUCAUAUCAGAAAAAAGAAGUGUCAAAAAUCACUUACAGACAAACAGUGUCACUAUUGUAAGAAAAAAGAAAAAGAUUGUACUUACAAUAUCAAAACAAAGAACAGACAAUAUUAUCAUAUGAUAAGAAAAUUAAAAUUAAUGGUAGUAUACUGGAAUAUACUAUUAGAAAUUAAACAAGCAAUUCAAGAUUAUCAAUCUCAAAUAAUUACAGAAGAAAGCUUAAAAGAAAAGCUUAACGAAUAUUUAAAAGAUUUACCAACAGGAGACUUAAGGCAAUUAGUCUGCAACCUUUUCUAUAUAGUAUUAGAAAGAGAAUCUGAAAGAUUAACGAAAAUGAACAUAAUUGAUCAAGCAAUAUUUGGAACAAUAGUAAGACAACUAGAAGCUUUAGCAAAAGCACAAACAGCCUUUGAAGAAAUAGAAACAUUUACAACAUUUCUAACAGAAAUAGUUGACAAAGUAGAUAAUAUAAGAGCAAAAGUAGAAUUAGGACAAUUAGUAACUACUUCAAAUCUAAAUGAUAAAAUAAUAUCAGCAAAACAACAAUUUGAAACAAAAUUGAAAUGA
Messenger RNA from Cetraspora pellucida, 1443 nucleotides. The record is from the annotation of a GenBank genome assembly. Lineage: Eukaryota; Fungi; Glomeromycota; Glomeromycetes; Diversisporales; Gigasporaceae.